AUGGCUGAGGCUCCAGCGGCCGCUCCGUCGCGCCUGGUCACGCCCUUGGUGUUUGGCGAGACCUUUGGCGCCAAUGACAUCUCCCUCUGGCAGCUCGAUGACCAUCUGGCCCAACAGAUUGACGCGGGUGCCCCGCUGGAGAUCAAGGCUGGGACCGAGAACGCAGGCGCCGUCUUGUGCAGCACCGAUGCCACCUACACGAUCAAAAUCGCCGACGUCACGGAUGCUCACUAUUUUGUACAGCCCGAAGAGGGAACGAAGGACCCCCUCGUCUUCUCUGAUGAGCCUCGUCACAUUCGUGGCAACGUGUCUAGCUAUUUUGAACUUCACCGCACUGCCCCCAGUUCGGAGCAGCUCAUGCGAUUGCUACGUCCUCAACCCUAUACCGGCCCCACAGCAGACCUUGCAUCCAUUGGGAUAUCAAGUGCGGCGCUUCGCCAAAGUCUACUCGCCAGUGCAACAGAAAUUGAUCAGCUUCUCCGACUUCAUGACGUUGUUGAGCACGAUGGACGUGCAUUCCUCCUCGAACCUUCUUAUGCCCGCGAGGUGUUGGACCACAUCCUCACGACUGCCGCAGCCGAGGAUUUGGAGUUGACACAGCUACCUUUGAAUGUGGUAGCCGGCAAGCUUGUCGAGUUUGACGUUCCUCACUUUGCCGUGCGCGGUGUCCUUCAUGCUCAUGGCGAAGAUCUCGGUGAUGGUCUUUUCAAAGUGGAUCCAAUCAAAGUCUGUCGCACCCGUGCCAUUGAAAUUUUCGUCGCGACCGACAACCCGGACUGGCAACUCUCAUCCUUCCUCAAUACUUGGCAAAACCUGGCUGGGGAUGAAUGUCCCGUGGAUGUAUCCAUGCUUGGGGGCUUGGCGCUCGUCUCCGAGCGGGCCGUCACAACUGGAGACGAGGACAACCGCAUUAUUACAUACUUUCCAGAAUCCGAGCUGCCCCAGCAAGUCAAAGCUCGUUUCCAAGCCUUGUUUCGCCAACAACCCAUUUGGACAGACGCUGAAAUUCGCCCCUAUCUCACACCACUUUCAACCAAGUACCAAACUGUGGAGCAAAUGCUACUCCAGCAUGCACGCCUGUUUACGCGCAAAGGCGUCAAGCUCUACAACGCCAAGUAG
Messenger RNA from Monosiga brevicollis MX1, 1119 nucleotides. RefSeq lists its product as uncharacterized. The transcript has 12 exons. Gene Ontology annotation, cellular component: nucleus; chromatin; chromosome, centromeric region. Lineage: Eukaryota; Choanoflagellata; Craspedida; Salpingoecidae. The record is from RefSeq and is a predicted model, not a curated record. Gene Ontology annotation, biological process: maintenance of mitotic sister chromatid cohesion; mitotic sister chromatid cohesion. The coding region runs from base 1 to 1119 and encodes 372 amino acids.